Molecule: messenger RNA, 2209 nt
Organism: Camellia sinensis
Lineage: Eukaryota; Viridiplantae; Streptophyta; Magnoliopsida; Ericales; Theaceae
Product: heat stress transcription factor A-4c
Biological process (GO): regulation of transcription by RNA polymerase II; cellular response to heat
Cellular component (GO): nucleus
Molecular function (GO): RNA polymerase II cis-regulatory region sequence-specific DNA binding; DNA-binding transcription factor activity
Source: RefSeq, a predicted model, not a curated record
UUUCAAUCCAAAUGUUUCCGAGACAAUUCAACGGCCGCGUCUUCUCGGAAGCACCCAGCCAUCAAAAAAAAAUUUUAAAAAAAAUAAAAGAGACAAAUGUACACUGUGUACGAACGAAUCGAGUUUUGAAAUCUACACUUGUUCUUCUAUUCAUCUUGUUGGAUUCUCAUUCUCAUUCGAUCGGAAUUGCGUCUUCUUGCAAUAAAAAUAGUCAAAAGUCUCCUCCUUCCUUCUGUCUCACUCUCUCUCUCUUCGCUUAACAAAAUCUCACAAUUCUCUCUACUUUCUCUUUCUAGAUAGAACACACGGUGUUGCUUUUGAAUUGACUGGACUUUCCACGCACUUGAAUCGACUGUGAUUGAUUGCUUUUUUGUGGGUUUGGAAUUGAUUUAGGGUUUUCUUGUGUUCAAAUUUUGAAAGGGUUGAGGAAUUCACAUUCUGAGGUUGAUGAUUGAAUUGGUUUAGGGUUUAAACUCAGAAAUAAAGAAGCUGCCAUUUGGUUGAAUUUGUGGGUAUUCUGUUUUUCUAGGGAUUUGGAUUUUGGUGGCUAGCUUAGUAAUAUAAACUGAGUUUGGUGAUGGAUGGAUCUCAAGGUGGUUCUAAUGCGCCACCGCCUUUUCUCUCAAAGACGUAUGAGAUGGUGGAUGACUCGGUGACGAACCCUAUUGUUUCAUGGAGUCAGAGUGGCCAGAGCUUCAUUGUUUGGAAUCCACCCGACUUUGCCAGAGAUUUGCUUCCAAAGUACUUCAAGCACAAUAACUUUUCCAGUUUUGUCAGGCAGCUCAACACAUAUGGUUUUAGAAAGAUUGAUCCUGAUCAGUGGGAAUUUGCUAACGAGGAAUUUAUUAGAGGACAGAGACAUCUUCUAAAGAAUAUUCACCGACGCAAGCCAAUCCAUAGUCAUUCUGCGCAGAAUUCUUCUGUUCCAUUAACUGAUUCAGAAAGGCAGGAGUUCGAGGAGGAAAUUGAGAGGCUGAAACAUGAAAAGAGUUUUUUCCAGAUGGAACUACAGAGAUAUGAACAAGAGAAACACGGAUAUGAAUUUCAAGUAAGGUCAUUGGGAGAGCGUCUGAAGACUAUAAAAGACAGACAGAGGCAAAUGAUGGUGUUUUUGGCCCAAGAAUUAGACGAACCCAGGUUUGCCUUCAGUCACAUGCAACCAUCAGAAAUUCAUAAUAAGAAGAGAAGGUUGUUGAUAUCUAAUUACUUAUAUGAUGAAGCCAAUGUGGGAGAGGACCAGCUUAUGACUUUCCAGAAGGAGAACCUAGAUGCUACAUCUGUUCCAGUACUAAAUUUGGAGUUAAUCGAGAAGUUGGAAUCAUCCUUAAAUUUUUGGGAAAAUUUUAUACGUGGAGUCCGUCAAACUUCAAAUGAAGAAAUAUAUGAUUUUGGUGUGCAUCCGCAGCCUUCAUCAGUCAUUAUAACCGAGAUGCACGAAUCUUCUAGAGAUUCUGAUAUGAAUGCUCACCAGUCUUCGCCUCCACUGCAAUCAUCAUCUCCUGAUUCAAGGGAUGUUCAUUCAUCCCCCGAGUUGGCUGUGUCUUCUGCUCAUUUGGAGAACCCUGCCAUCACAUCUAUUGGCCUCAAUGUAGAUGUGUGGUCCAAAUCUUCUGGCAUUGAUGUAAAUUUAAAGCCUGUUGAUGGUCCUGUAGUCAAUGCUUUGAAAGAACGGGUAGAGGGGACAACUCCUCCGGCUGUGGUGACCGGAGCGAAUGAUGUCUUCUGGGAACAGUUUCUGACUGAGACUCCUGGUUCAUCUGACACUCAGGAAGUUCAGUCUGAAAGAAGAGACAUUAAUGGGAUAAGAAGUGAGACUAAGCAGGCAGAUAACCCUAAAUUUUGGCGGAACAUGAAUAAUGUUGAUAACCUAACAGAGCAGAUGGGGCAUCUCACUCCAGGCGAAAGUACUUGAUAUUGGUUCUUUAUUUCUUUCAACAUUGUUAUCUAGAUGGCUGGGUUGUAUAAUUAUUUAACCAAGAGGUCUGAGUGCUUAAGUCAUAUAUCUGUAGAUAUUCCACUUUUUGAGCUCAUUGUAGAGUAGAUAUCAGAUGUAUGGCUUCAGGUUUUGAUGUUGUCAGUGUUUUCUUUUGUUUAUUUGUAUUUUUCCUUUUGUAUGAUAUCUGUGGUUUUGGGAAUUUGUUCAUAUAGUUUCCCUGCAACUUUAAUUGUUCUCAUUUUUCUUUUGAAAUUAUUUAUAUUUCUUUUAUUU